AUGGCGGAUCUACACCCCUCCUACAGGAAGGCGCAGAGGGUUUCUCUGGCGAGGACUCUGGCCAACGAUCCAGAGGUGCUGCUUCUCGACGAGCCCACCAGCGCUUUGGAUCCCAUUUCGAUGCAGAAUGUUGAAGAUGUUCUAGUUAAUAUGAGGAACAAUCGGGGAAUGACCGUUGUCUGGUUUUCUUUCUUCUCCUUUGAAACUUGGUUCUGCUAUUUUCUUUUUAAAAGAUGGGUAGUGACAUUUAUGUAA
Messenger RNA from Linum tenue, 255 nucleotides. Lineage: Eukaryota; Viridiplantae; Streptophyta; Magnoliopsida; Malpighiales; Linaceae. The record is from the annotation of a GenBank genome assembly.